Messenger RNA from Helianthus annuus (common sunflower), 729 nucleotides. RefSeq names its product serine/threonine-protein phosphatase 4 regulatory subunit 2-like. NCBI's taxonomy places the organism in Eukaryota, Viridiplantae, Streptophyta, Magnoliopsida, Asterales, Asteraceae. The record is from RefSeq and is a predicted model, not a curated record. The transcript is spliced from 2 exons. The coding region runs from base 1 to 729 and encodes 242 amino acids.
AUGGAUUUUGAUCAUAUCGCAUACUUUGAGCUAGUUGAUUAUGCACUGGAAACCAAAGAGUAUGAAAGUUGGGAUUUUUAUAUGUAUGGGAUGGAUGCGGAUAAUGGUGAUUUCAAACUGUUUCGUGAUGAUAAAGAUGUGUUGGAACUUGCAAUGAAGGCUAAAAAUUGGAGUGAACCGUUCAUUGAAGUUGUUGAAGAACCAGUACACGAGGCUUCAUGGGUAUUUGAUAUAGAUAAGGAAACAAAUCUUAAAGAGGUUGUGAAAGAAUCAGUAAAAAAGGUUGUACAGGAAGAAGUCUUUGGGCAACAUAGUGAUAAAGAAGCUGAUUUAGAACAGGACAGUGAAGACAGUGAUUACAAUGAAGAGUCCAGUUGUGAUGAUGAUGAGGAUUGUUAUUCUGAUGAUGAUGAGGUUUUGGAAGAAUUGGUUGGCUUAGAUUCAGACAGAGAAGAUUUUGAAUGGAAACAAUCACAAGAUGCAAUUAAACAAGCUACCAAGGAUGAAGAAGCAGCCACAAAGAAGAUACUUGAAGAGUCUAUCAAACAUAAUGAAAAAGAAGGUAAUUUGCAUGAAUCUAAUGAUGCAGGUUGUGCACAUGUAGAGGGAUACAGUAAUUAUGAAGAAUCAGGUGGUGAUAUUGCCACACCAGGUGAUAGUGAAGAAGAUGAUGUUCGAGAUAAAAAGUUUAAGGAAACUGCUCCUAGUGUAAGUGCACAAACUAACUGA